This is a messenger RNA of Macadamia integrifolia, 2219 nucleotides long. RefSeq names its product protein trichome birefringence-like 10. Gene Ontology annotation, cellular component: Golgi apparatus. The record is from RefSeq and is a predicted model, not a curated record. The transcript is spliced from 4 exons. Gene Ontology annotation, molecular function: O-acetyltransferase activity. NCBI's taxonomy places the organism in Eukaryota, Viridiplantae, Streptophyta, Magnoliopsida, Proteales, Proteaceae. Bases 418 to 1785 code for a protein of 455 amino acids.
UCUUUUCCCAUCAGCUAAAAAUCCACAUUUUAAUCUAUUUUUAUCUCUCUCGAUAGCAUUUGGCCCUUCCCCAUUAGCUAAAAGUCGGAAUUCUACUCACCAGACAGUACUCUUCUCUCCCUCUGUUCCUCAAUAAAGCAUAACAGACGAGGGGAAGUGGAAGAAGGAAAGAAUGGAAACUCCACCAUGAAAGCUCCAUCGCUUCCUUGACACCCAUUUCUCUCUUUCUCUUUCUUUCGCUUGCUCGCUCGCUCUCCAUCUAAGUUAAAGUGCUAACUUGAAAAAGGAAGAAUCAUUCCAAAUCCCUUUGCCAUGAACGUUGUCUUACUUGCAGACCACAUCAUUUCUUCUCGUCUCUCACAAUCAGAAGCAACGAAAACGAAUUUCCCCUGAAAAAAAAAUCGUUUUUUUCUCCAAAUGGUGAAGAACCCAUCUCCCCGAGGCCCAGAACCCCUGUCUUACUGGGAGGUUUUGAAGAAGAUCAAUCCUCUUAGACCUCAAGAACACUCUUUGGGCAUUCUUGGCUUUUUCGUUGUUACUGUCUUUUGCUUUCUUUGCUGUUGCUUCUACUUGGAUUACAGGGUAGUUAGUAGCGGUUUUCGGUAUCGUGGGCAGUUGCAGAAACUUAUAUGGUUGGGAUUUGACGGCCCAGGUGAAAGUGAAAGAGUGGGAUUCCUCGAAGUAGGGGGUGAACAGUGUGAUUUGUUCAAUGGAGAGUGGGUUUGGGAUGAACGCUAUCCACUGUACCAGUCCAAAGAUUGCAGGUUUAUCGAUGAUGGAUUUCGGUGUUCUGAAAAUGGUAGGCGUGAUUCUUUCUACACUAAGUGGCGAUGGCAACCCAAAGAUUGCAACUUGCCCAGAUUUGAUGCGAAGGAAAUGUUGGAGAAGCUUCGGAAUCGACGACUGGUAUUUGUUGGUGAUUCAAUUGGUAGAAAUCAAUGGGAGUCUCUGCUUUGUAUGCUCUCAUCAGUAAUUCCUAAUAAGGAUUCAAUCUAUGAAGUGAAUGGCAGUCCAAUCACAAAGCACAAUGGGUUCUUGGCGUUUAAGUUCAGGGACUUCAACUGCACUGUAGAGUAUUACAGAUCCGCAUUUCUUGUGCCGCAGAGUAGGGCACCACGAGGAGUUCCAAGGAAGGUAAAGACAACCCUAAAGUUGGACCAAAUGGAUUGGAGUUCUGUACGGUGGAAAGAUGCAGAUGUGCUUAUCUUCAAUUCCGGUCACUGGUGGAACUAUGAGAAGACCAUUAGAGGGGGUUGUUAUUUCCAAGAAGGGAACGAGGUAAAGCUUGAUAUGAGCGUAGAAAGUGCAUAUCAGAGGUCAAUUAUGACCUUAGUCGACUGGAUUGGUAGGGAAGUGAAUAUGAGCAAGACACAGAUCUUUUUUCGCACCUAUGCUCCAGUGCAUUUCAGAGGUGGGGAUUGGAGGAAUGGGGGAACCUGUCAUCUGGAGACACUACCUGAACUGGGCUCAUCACUGUUGUCAUCCCAAUCUUGGCCCCAGUUCAACAUAGUAGGUGACAUACUACAAUCACACUCAAACAAGACACAAGUGAUGGGUUUAGAUGUAUUGAAUAUAACCCAUAUGACAUCACGGAGGAAAGAUGCUCAUUCGUCCUUGUACUAUCUGGGGCCUAAGGCUAUUGCCCCCAUCCACAGGCAGGAUUGCAGUCAUUGGUGCCUCCCUGGGGUACCUGAUAUAUGGAAUGAACUUCUGUAUGCACUCUUCAUUAAGCGGGAGGUUGCUCGCACUCGGAACUCUACGGUAUCUCCUCAGGCACAAGUGUGAUAUUUGAAGCUCUUUGAUUGCCUACUGGGUGGCACGACUUUUAUAGAUCAGAUUGAUUGCUAGAUAUGGUUAAUUUUUUAGGCCAAUGGUUAGGGAGAUGGGCAUUGUUGUGGUAUGUUCAGAUGAGGUCCCGACAAAGGGUCAAGAGCUUGGAUUUUCUAUCGAAACAGUCAAAUAUGAAGAUGCAGACUCCAAUUUCUGGAGCCUGGUGGAGAUGAUUGAUGCUUCAAACAUACAGAAGCCCAUUUUCCAGGGCAGGUAUGAGCAUUUGAUUUUCUUCACAAUACAAUACGAAGACAAGACAGAGACAUAGAAGAAGCAUGUGAUUUCAACCUGAUCACAUAGUAUUAUUUGUCAAAAGAGAAAUGAUGUAACAGAUAUUCUACUGUUUAUGUAUUGUUAUUUGUAUAGAGAAAGACCAAAAAGUUCUUGCA